Messenger RNA from Lagenorhynchus albirostris (white-beaked dolphin), 756 nucleotides. Its product is annotated as laforin-like. The transcript is spliced from 2 exons. Bases 1 to 756 code for a protein of 251 amino acids. The record is from RefSeq and is a predicted model, not a curated record. NCBI's taxonomy places the organism in Eukaryota, Metazoa, Chordata, Mammalia, Artiodactyla, Delphinidae.
AUGCUCGCGACGCCCCCGCCCCAGCCGGCCUCCCUUUGUUCCAGGCCGCGGUCUCGCCGCUCCUCGCGCCCCGCGGACCCGCACCGAGCGGCGGCAGGCCGGGCGGCGGCGCAGCGCGCUCCUCCCCGGUGCCUCCUCCGCGCGGCCCCGGCACGAAGGCCUCGCGCCCGCGCCCGCGCCCCCGUCCUGCCCGGAGCGCGCCCACCGCCGCUCCACCGGGCGGCUCCGCGGCGCGCGCGUGACGGCGAAGAGCGCGCACGGGGCGGGGGCGGCGGGGGCACGCGCUCCGGGGCUGGGCCGGGCGGGGACGCGCACCGGGGACGGAGGGCGGGCCGGCGCAGCGCGCGCUCCCGGGGGCGCGGGGCUCGCACACCGGCCCAGCGGGGCCUCCCCCACCCCGGCACGGCCCUCGCCUACCCAGGCCUAAGGCAGAAAAAUACCUGCUGGAGCCCCCGGCCUCGGCGUUCCGGCCUGGCCCGGAGGCUACAAUCAGUGCCUCUCCCUCGGCUCCGUCUCCCCACCAUGAAGGCGGCUAGAGAAGAGAUGGGUCACCGAAUCUCCACGUUCCCGGUCAGCCCGAGCACGCUCGCCCUGAUACCCCGGCCCGUCCUCAGCCCGGGGCUCCGUGUCCUCAGCAGGUCUUCCCGCGCCCUCGCCCGAGGGCCCUACGGCUCGUCCUCCGCGCUUCUCUCUUACGCCCCCACCGCACCGGUGUCAUCUCUGGGGGCAUCACCAAACCUGGGCCUCCAGUCCUGA